AUGAAUCCUUAUGAAGCAUAUGGUUCACCUCCGAACGAGAAAUCUCCGCGAUAUCGAGCACGCGAUGAAGAUUCUUACGAGCGUACGGAUUCUUACAGAAGACGAUCUCCUGUGAAUGACAGGCGUCGCCCUCCUCCACGAAACCGAUCCCGCUCCCCCACUGGCAUUGAUCGAUAUCAGCCUGAAAGAGAGCGUCCAGCUCGUGAUGACUUCUAUGAACCACAAAGAACCACCACUCGCGAAAGAGACGAUCGUAGAAGAGCUCCAUCACCAACCGCGGCCAAUAUUGAUCGAUAUGUUCCUGGUCAGGAGCCGAACAAGCCGAUCGUUCGUGUGAACCCUUUGGCAAAUCCACUAUCUUUGGACACGCAAGCUGGCUUUAGCUACUAUGCUGAUUGGUGGCGUUGUGAACAACAAAUCAAAGAGGAGAAAGAGAGAGCCAAACAUGGAGGUCGUAGACCUUCUGACCGUGUCAAAGGUGAAAGAGAGGCAAAAGAAGAUCGUGAAAAAGAACGAUCACAAAUCCAACAGGGUUACGAUCAAUACAAACAAGAGUUUCAAGUUCGAAUGGCAAGGCAAUUCGUCUUGUUACACAGAGGUGAAGAAUGGUUUAAAGAGCGAUAUGUUCCAGAGGUUCGAGACCCUAUUCGACAACGUGUUAUGGCUUCAAGGGAGCCCGCUUUCGAACAAUGGACCAAAGAUAUUGACUCGGGUGUCUUUGAUGAUUUCACAUUGGAAGGAAUCUAUAAAAAUGACAGUGAUGGUGCUGGUGGUAUGAUUGAAAAAGAAGAAGGUGAAGCCGUGGGUGGUAAUGAGGUUCUCGGUGUUCUCGACCUUGUUCCAGCCAAAGGUGGUGAACUUCGAGAUGAAUCAGUCCAUCAACCUGCCCUACUCAUCAAGACAUUGGCACCCAAUGUUGGGAGGGAAAGAAUCGAAGAAUUUUGCAAAGAACACCUUGGUGAAGAGGAAGGUGGUUUCAAAGGGUUGUCGCUUAGUGAUCCCAACCCAGCAAAGAAAUUUCACCGAAUUGGAUGGAUUAUGUUGAAUCCAGGUCCAGAAGAAGACAAUGACGUUAUGCAAGAUGUCGAACGUGGUGAUGGUCGUGAUGAUGAUGAAGAGGGAGAAGAGAAACCCGUGGUUGAGAAGGUUAGCAUUGCUCAAAAGGCUCUCGACUCCAUCAAUGGGAAGACCAUCACCGAUACUGUCAGAGGUGAUUUUACAUGUCACGUUGGCAUUCACAACGUUCCAAGUGCUCCACGAAAGAAAGCUCUUUGGGAUCUGUUCUCUGCAACGGAUCGAGUUGAGAGAGACUAUGAACUUGCACGCAGAUUGGUCACCAAAUUGGAGACUGAUUUCGGUAAAGACGAACUUAAUGGUGGUCUCGCCAAAAUUGAUCAUCGUGUCGAAAGGAUGAGAAGUCAAGGACUUCUUGCUCCACCACCAAAACCGAAGAAGCCAAAUUUUGAGGACAACGACGAUGAGAUCAAGUUUGAUGAGGAAGGUGAGGAAGGUGAAGAGAAUGAAGAUGAACAAGAUGAUGAAGAGUUGUUGGUGAUUAAAAAGAAACUUGACCUCAUGGUUGAAUACCUUCGAAGAGUCUUCAAUUUCUGCCUCUUCUGUGUUUUUGAAUCCGAUUCUAUUCAUGAAUUGGUUCGCAAAUGUCCAGGCGGUCAUCUACGAAGACCUCGUGCAGGACUCAGCAGUAUGGCAAAAGCUGCUGCUCGAGCGAGUGCUGAAGGACAACCUUUCCCUGGGAAGAAAAAGGAAGGUAAAGAGAAUGGUUAUGAUGAUGAACCAUCAAGUCCAGUUCAAGAACAACGUUCUCAAAAAUUCAACAAGACAGAUCAACAACUUUUGAGAGCAUUCAAUUGGGUCAAGACAUUUGAGGAAAAGAUUUUACAGAUUCUUGAACCCGAAUAUGUCGACCUGAAGAAAAUAGGAGGUAAACCCGUGGAAGAAGCUCUUGAUGAAGAAUUGGCCAAAUUUGUCAAGCAAGAAGAUGAAGCGAAGUAUCGAUGCAAAGUUCCUGAUUGUGCCAAGCUGUUUAAAGCCGAACAUUUCUGGAAAAAGCACAUCGAAAAGAGACACGAUGAAUGGUAUGCGGCAUUGAAGAAUGACCUUCAACUCGUCAAUUUCUACGUUCUUGAUCCAUCGCACAUUGCACCUUCUCGAUCAGACGCCAACUCGAAUGGACAUUUCCCACUCCCAAGUAAUCACCACCUCAACAAUGGCACACCUCGAGGUUUCAGUCUACAACAUAUGGGUAUGAACAUGAUGAAUUUUGGGCAGAACACUAUGAUGGGAAUGUCCAACGUGCCCGCACCAUUCAUGUCCGGAGUCGGUUUCAACGACAACAUGAACGGUGGGUCACACAGUGGCGGACCCAUUCGUCGUGGAGGAGGUCGCUACGGCAAUCGCUCAGGCCCAUACGACCGCAAUCAACGACCCAAUCAACGCGGGUACAACAAUAUGGGCGGCAUGGCGCGAGGCAGCUUCGCUCCCGGCAUGAACCCUGCUUUCAUCGCUCAGGGCGGUGGAGGUGGCGGAGGGAAAUGGGGCGAUGGUGCCGGUGGCGGUAUGAAUGCCAUGGGCCCCAGAGAGGCCGUCCAAGGCCGCAGUAUCAAGUCCUACGAGGAUCUCGAUGCCCAACCCAGUGGUGGUUCCGGCGGUGGUGCCGCUGCUGCCGCUCAGGCUGGCGCCGGUGCCGAACUGGAUUAUUAG
This is a messenger RNA of Exophiala bonariae, 2721 nucleotides long. RefSeq lists its product as uncharacterized. The record is from RefSeq and is a predicted model, not a curated record. Gene Ontology annotation, biological process: primary miRNA processing; mRNA processing. NCBI's taxonomy places the organism in Eukaryota, Fungi, Ascomycota, Eurotiomycetes, Chaetothyriales, Herpotrichiellaceae. Bases 1 to 2721 code for a protein of 906 amino acids. The transcript is spliced from 3 exons. Gene Ontology annotation, cellular component: nuclear body.